This is a messenger RNA of Nicotiana tabacum (common tobacco), 987 nucleotides long. Its product is annotated as protein CHUP1, chloroplastic-like. The record is from RefSeq and is a predicted model, not a curated record. NCBI's taxonomy places the organism in Eukaryota, Viridiplantae, Streptophyta, Magnoliopsida, Solanales, Solanaceae.
AUAUUUCGACAUGGGUGGUGAAGAAGAUGAAGAAGCUGCUAUUGUUUCCACCUACGGCUCAGAUAUGACAUAUAAUCAAAUGAGCAAUAUGGGUUAUAAAAUUGCUGCUGAGGUGAGGAAAGGGGUAACUAGUUUAACGCAUACAGAUGAGGAUCUUCUUAAACUAUUAGGACGUCAGAAGAACAGAUACAGUGAUGUUGAAGAGGUAGAGUGUCUUCGGUUAAUUACCGCAGAAUUACGCCUAGAACUUCGGAAUCCACAACUUCAUGAAGAAAUAUUAGCUAAGCUGAGGAAACGGGUAAUUGAUACGGAUACAAGUGGAUAUCUUCUGAGUCUAUUAGGACAUCAGAAGGACGAGUACAGUGAUGUCGAAGAGGUCGUUUAUCUUCGUUCACUUGCUGCAAUCUUACGUCAUGAAAUUUGGAACAAUCCAAGACCUAAGUUAGAAUAUGCAGCAUCAGAAUGUGAUCUUAGGGACACUUUAAGCCCAAAAUCGGAGGAGAAGGCCAAACAGUUGAUCUUAGAAUGUGCAGCAUCAGAAUGUGACCAGUGGGAUACAGAUCUUGCAAGCAGUUUGUCGCUUCCGUCCUCUCCUGGGAGUGAAGACAAUGAUAUUACUGUGAAUGAUAGUUCCUCUGGAAGAUAUCGCAAUUCCAGUCAAAACUCCCAGUUUUAUUCCAAGUUGAAGAGAUUAAUUGGGCAAGAGUAAAGAUGAAUCCCAAGAUCUUUUGUCCAAGCAAGACCACAUGAUGAGGAAUGGAUGUUACACUGUAGCCAUCACCUGUUCCGAAACAGCAGAACUGCCCCACAUUAGAGUACAAGAUUUUCUUGGAUUAUAUAGGUUUUUUUUUUUGGGUUUGACUACUUGAAUUAAAUAUUUUGAGUUGUGUGAUAUACGAACUUCUGUGAUACCCCGAAUCAUUCUCUAGUUGCUGUGCCACUUAGGUUAUGAAAGUUAUGCAACAUACUUAAAUGUUGUUUUUUGGA